Caenorhabditis briggsae is the source of this 1641-nucleotide messenger RNA. Gene Ontology annotation, cellular component: membrane. The transcript is spliced from 8 exons. The record is from RefSeq and is a predicted model, not a curated record. The coding region runs from base 1 to 1641 and encodes 546 amino acids. Lineage: Eukaryota; Metazoa; Nematoda; Chromadorea; Rhabditida; Rhabditidae.
AUGGACGAUUUUUCUCAAACUGCGUUCGCUUUGUUUCCGAUGUCUCUUUUGGGAUUUUUCACCAAUUGGUUUGUUUUCCAAAGUUUGCUCAGAUUAAGAAGUUUUCGACACUCUUUUGGCUACCUAUCCGUAAGUCAAUCGCUGGCAGAUGCAAUUCACUCUACCGCAUUUUUAUUCUUUUUCUGUCCAAUGAUAUUACUAAAUCAGCCUCUUCUUCAACGAAACGCAAACCACCUGAGUAUCAUUAUCCUAAGAUGUUAUGAAUUAUCCCUGUACACUCAUUUAGCAAUAUCUAUCAAUCGAGUUUGCGCUGUAUGGAUUCCAAGGGAUUAUUCAAAAGUUUUUAAUACCAGAAACACAAUUGUUAUAAUUGUAAUUAUUUGGGUGAUUUUUGUAAGCCUAAAUUUCUGGUUUUAUGAAUACCUCUGCGAAAUAAUUUACGAUCCAUCAUCAUAUUCUUUAACUUUUGGCCAAACUGAAACUUGUGGAUAUGUAGGCUUAUAUGGUGAUCUAUUGAAAAACUUGAUUAGUCUAUUCCUAUUAGUUAUCUUCGAUGUAGUAACCCUAAUUGGAGUUCGAAAAACGAGAGCAUCCAUUGGAAUUGGAAGUAAUGCACAGGAGAAAAUUUCGAACAGGGAAAAGCGAUUUUUAAAGCAGAUCAUUGUCCAAAGCAUAAUUUUUGUAUUGGAGUUGUCGUCUUAUUUUUUCAUACCACAAUUGACAAACGAUCCCACUGUUUUCUUCUUUUCAACCACGUUUGCAUAUUGCACAGUUCAUGUGUUGGAUGGACUCAUUCCACACUUGGCUCCGGAACCCCCAAAGCUCGAAAACAAAAUGAUUUCUAUGGAUUUUGAAUUCAGCCGAACGGUUUUUCUGAUUUUGCCGACAGUCACCAUUGGGUUUAUAGUUAAUUGGGCCGUUUUUUAUAGCUUCCUAAAAUUGAAGUCAAUGAAACAUUCUUUUGGCUACUUAUCAGCAAAUCAAGCGUUAGCUGAUGCGAUUCUUUGUACAACUAAUUUAUUUUACUCUUGUCCAAUGAUUCUUAUAGAUUCACGAAUCAUGAAAGAUUUUUCUCACAUUCAUGGUUUUUUGAGUUUACACAGUUACGAGUUAUCCGUAGUUUCCCAUUUCAUCAUUUCCUGUAAUCGUUUUUGUGCUGUAUGGAUGCCCUUGAAGUAUUCUUCCGUUUUUAGUGUAAAGCAUACUUGCUGGAUGAUCUGUACCAUUUGGAUUCUACUUGGCUCAAGCAAUGGAUUCUUGUUUGUGUACGUGUGUCAAAUCAAAUACGACGACAAACGUCGCGCAAUUGCGUUCACUGCGACUGAGCUAUGUGGUAAUGUGGCAUGGUAUGGAGAUUUUUUGAAGAAUAGCAUCGUGGUUUGUAUUUUUAUAAUAAUCGAUAUUGUUACUGUAAUUAAAGUUCGAAAAGUUCGGCUUUUCGCUGCUGGUAACAGAAACAAAAAUAACGAAUCAAUUUCGGAACGAGAGAAAAGAUUCUUGAAACAAACCAUCUCUCAAGGAACAAUUUUCAUGGUGGAGUUGAUAACUUGGUUUUCAAUUGCCAAAAUCACAAGUAACCAAGUUAUUAUUUUUCUUCUGAGCGGCUAUGCUUUUAUCGCAGUUCAUGUUUUGGAUGGGUAG